CGCAGCAACAAAAAGGGGGAGGAACGCAGAGAGUAACAUAAUUCUCAGUUUUCUUUCAAUUUAAGUUAUCAAGUCAUCACAUCGCACUUUCAAGCACUACCUGCUGUCAAUUCUUUUUAGAAUCCCUCGAUACGAUCAUUUUCCAGUCUCAUAGAAACCAAGCGACUUUAUGCUUCUGAUAUUAAGUGUUUCCCAGAAUGGGAGAGCUAGCAGCUGAAAAGCAUGCCGCGUACAUCUUAAAAGUAGAAAGGAAGAAAGACGAUAUCGAGUCUGUCCUAGUGGAGCAUCUCAGAAUGAAUGGUGCAUAUUGGGGAUUAACUACACUCGACAUUCUAGGUAACCUUAAAGCUGUGGACCAAGAAGCGGUUAUUUCAUGGGUCAUGAGUUGCCAAGACGAAUCUGGUGGUUUUGGUGGCAAUGAGGGGCAUGACCCACAUCUACUCUACACUCUUAGUGCUAUUCAAAUUUUAGCACUAUUUCACAAGAUAGAAAAAGUUGAUGUUGAUAAAGUGGCAAAUUACGUAGCUAGCCUACAAAAAGAAGAUGGUUCUUUUUCAGGAGACAAAUGGGGUGAAAUAGAUACUAGGUUUUCCUAUGUUGCUAUAUGCUCUCUUGCACUACUACAACGUUUAGAUAAAAUUAAUGUUGAAAAGGCUGUAAAGUACAUUGUUAGUUGCAAGAAUCAUGAUGGUGGGUUUGGGUGCACCCCCGGUGCUGAAUCUCAUGCGGGUCAAAUAUUUUGUUGCAUUGGGGCACUUGCAAUAACAGGUUCGUUACAUUAUGUUGAUAAGGAUCUUUUAGGAUGGUGGUUAUGUGAAAGGCAAACUAAAUCUGGGGGUCUAAAUGGCCGGCCUGAGAAGCUUCCAGACGUUUGCUACUCGUGGUGGGUCUUAUCCAGUUUGAUAAUGAUCGAUAGAGUUCAUUGGAUUGAUAAAGAAAAACUUGUUAAGUUUAUUUUGGACUGUCAGGAUAAGGAGAAUGGAGGGAUUUCAGAUAGGCCAGAUGAUGCUGUUGAUGUUUUCCACACUUAUUUUGGAGUUGCUGGUCUUUCACUUCUCGAGUAUCCAGGAUUAAAGGCUAUUGAUCCAGCUUACGCGUUGCCUGUUGAUGUUGUUAAUAGUAUUUUCCUUCGUUGAUUCUUAUGAAAUUUAAUGUAGUACUCGCUUUUGAAUUCUGAUAGACCUUAUUUCUAAGAUUAAUACUAAUAAAGCAUCACAUCUUCCUCUGUC
Erigeron canadensis is the source of this 1229-nucleotide messenger RNA. Its product is annotated as geranylgeranyl transferase type-2 subunit beta 1-like. Gene Ontology annotation, biological process: protein geranylgeranylation. The record is from RefSeq and is a predicted model, not a curated record. Gene Ontology annotation, molecular function: Rab geranylgeranyltransferase activity. Gene Ontology annotation, cellular component: Rab-protein geranylgeranyltransferase complex. NCBI's taxonomy places the organism in Eukaryota, Viridiplantae, Streptophyta, Magnoliopsida, Asterales, Asteraceae. The transcript is spliced from 3 exons. The coding region runs from base 198 to 1136 and encodes 312 amino acids.